This is a messenger RNA of Lecanosticta acicola, 2580 nucleotides long. Lineage: Eukaryota; Fungi; Ascomycota; Dothideomycetes; Mycosphaerellales; Mycosphaerellaceae. The record is from the annotation of a GenBank genome assembly.
AUGUCUGCUUCCGCCUCUCAGAAGGCCAGCCACCAGGACUUUGACGUCGAUGAGACGCUGGAGAAGCUCACUUUGGGAGAGAAGAUCUCAUUGCUCUCGGGGACGGACUUUUGGCACCUGGCUGGUAUACCAAGGCUUGGAAUACCUGCCAUCCGCACUUCGGAUGGCCCGAACGGCGUGAGAGGAACCAAGUUCUUCAAUGGCGUGCCGGCGGCAUGUUUGCCAUGCGGUGAGCUGGCCAACCUACCGAUUCAGCUUCACCACUAAUGGCUUCAUCAAGGAACUGCCCUCGGAGCGACCUGGGAUGCCGAUCUGAUCCGCAAGGGUGGCGAGCUUAUGGGCCACGAAGCCAUUGCAAAGGGAGCUUCUGUCUUGCUAGGACCGACCGUCAAUAUGCAGCGCGGACCAUUAGGCGGCCGGGGGUUUGAGUCUUUCUCGGAGGACCCCGUACUUGCGGGAACCCUUGCUGCUGCGUCUGUCAACGGAAUUCAGUCCACGGGCGUGGCUGCCACGAUCAAGCAUUUUGUCUGCAACGACUUGGAGGACAAACGUAUGUCCAGCAAUAGCACUCUAUCAGAGCGAGCCUUGAGGGAGAUCUAUCUUCUGCCAUUCCAGAUCGCGCAGAGAGACGCCAAGCCGUGGGCUUAUAUGACUGCUUACAAUCUUGUGAAUGGAUUGCACUGCAGUGAGAAUCCAAAGCUGCUCAAGCAGAUUCUUCGCGAUGAAUGGGGCUUUGAUGGGCUGGUCAUGUCUGAUUGGUUUGGCACAUACUCAACGACCGAGUCAAUAAAGGCUGGACUAGACCUUGAGAUGCCGGGCCCAGCGAAUCUCAGAGGCAAACAAGUUGGACUUGCGACUAGUUGUGGAAAGCUGCUGAAACACCACAUUGAUGCACGAGCAAAAGAGGUCUUGAAGCUCAUCAAGAAAGUUUUGCCGCUUCAGAUACCGGAGAGCGCCGAAGAGCACACUUUGGACUCACCGGAGACCGCUUCUCUUCUUCGGUCAAUCUCUGCCGGCAGUAUAGUGCUCAUGAAGAACGAGAAGCAAGUAUUACCCUUCAGCAAAGACAAAACCACCGCGGUCAUUGGUCCUAACGCAGCCUUUGCUGCUUAUUGCGGAGGAGGCUCUGCUUCGCUUCUACCGUACUACACGGUGACUCCGCUGGAUGGAAUCAAGUCACAGUCGAGCAAUGUACAAUACGAGCUUGGCGCGCCGGGCUGGAAACGUCUACCUCUGCUAUCAGACAAUGUCAAAACGACAGACGGCAAGACAGGACUGCUCAUGAAGAUGUUUCUCGACCCACCAUCGGCGACUGGUCGUGCACCAUUCGACGAACUUCACAUUGGAGACACUCAGGUAUCUCUGUUUGACUACAAGAACCCUAAGCUUGACAGCUGGCUAUUCUAUGCGGACAUUGACACCACCUUUACCCCCGAACAGACUUCAGAAUACGAGUUCAGUGCUUCUGUAGCGGGCACAGCUCAGAUCUUCGUUGAUGGAAAGCUGGUGGUUGACAAUGCAACCAAGCAGUAUCCUGGAGACUCGUUCUUUGGUGUUGGAACUCGAGAAGAAAUCGGAUCCAUCGCUCUGGAAGCUGGAAAGACUUACGAUGUCCACAUUGAAUUUGGCUCAUUGCCGACUAUAACUUACAAGAAGGAUGGCGUUACAGGCUUUGGCGCUGGAGGACUGAGAGUUGGAUGUCACCGAAAGCUGGAUCUAGAUGUCGAAAUCGAGCGUGCUGUUGCACUAGCCAAGAAAGUUGAUCAAGUGGUUCUUUGCGCUGGCUUGAAUAGUGACUGGGAGUCUGAAGGCUACGAUCGAACUCACAUGGAUCUCCCUCCUGGGUCUGACAGGCUGAUUGAAGCCGUGCUGGCGGCAAAUCCGAAGACGGCGAUUGUUGUGCAAUCAGGCACUCCAGUGACGAUGCCGUGGGCCGACAAGGCGCCAGCUGUCUUGCAAGCUUGGUACGGCGGCAACGAAACUGGUAAUGCGAUUGCGGAUGUCAUCUAUGGAGACACAAAUCCGUCUGGCAAGUCCUCUUUGAGUUUCCCACGACGCAACGAAGACAAUCCGGCUUUCCUCAACUUCAAGAGCGAUGACAACAGAGUCUUUUAUGGAGAAGACGUGUAUAUCGGCUAUCGAUACUAUGAGAAGAGUGGACUGGAUGUGCUCUUCCCAUUCGGACAUGGAUUGAGCUAUACCACUUUCGAGAUGAAAUCGGUCCAAGUAGACGCCCCCGACAACUCCGACGAGGUCGUCGUUUCGGUGGAUGUUGCCAAUACUGGAUCCACCGCAGGAGCCGAAGUCGUUCAGGUAUACGUUGCAUCUCAGACUUGCAGCAUUAGCCGGCCGAAGAAGGAGUUGAAAGGCUUUGCCAAGGUCUUUGUCGAGCCUGGACAAUCUGCAAAGGCGGAGAUCAAGCUGUCGAAGAAGUAUGCUACUUCUUUCUAUCAUGAAGGCAAGGAUGCUUGGGUCUCGGAACAGGGAACUUACAAGGUCUUGGUGGGCAAUUCGAGUGCGUACACACCGCUGGAAGCGACACUCGAUGUUGCCAAGACUCUCGUUUGGAAGGGGUUGUAG